Molecule: messenger RNA, 3445 nt
Organism: Myotis davidii
Lineage: Eukaryota; Metazoa; Chordata; Mammalia; Chiroptera; Vespertilionidae
Gene: NECTIN3
Product: poliovirus receptor-related 3
Biological process (GO): homophilic cell-cell adhesion; heterophilic cell-cell adhesion; symbiont entry into host cell
Cellular component (GO): adherens junction; apical junction complex
Source: RefSeq, a predicted model, not a curated record
AUGAUUUUAGCACAAUAUAUUUUUAAGAACUAAUUUUUUCCUCCUAUAGGUGCCUUAGCUGGACCAAUUAUUGUGGAGCCACAUGUCACAGCAGUAUGGGGAAAGAAUGUUUCAUUGAAGUGUUUAAUUGAAGUGAAUGAAACUAUAACCCAAAUUUCAUGGGAAAAGGUACAUGGCAAAGGUUCACAGACUGUUGCAGUUCAUCAUCCUCAAUAUGGAUUCUCUGUUCAAGGAGAGUAUCAGGGAAGAGUCUUGUUUAAAAACUAUUCACUUAACGAUGCAACAAUUACUCUGCAUAACAUAGGAUUUUCUGAUUCUGGAAAAUACAUAUGCAAAGCUGUUACAUUCCCUCUUGGAAAUGCUCAGUCCUCUACAACCGUAACUGUAUUAGUUGAACCCACUGUGAGCUUGAUAAAAGGGCCAGAUUCUUUAAUUGAUGGAGGAAAUGAAACAGUAGCAGCCAUUUGUAUUGCAGCAACUGGGAAACCAGUUGCACAUAUUAACUGGGAAGGUGAUCUUGGUGAAAUGGAAUCCACUACAACUUCCUUUCCAAAUGAAACGGCUACAAUUGUCAGCCAAUACAAGCUGUUUCCAACCAGAUUUGCCCGAGGAAGGCGAAUUACCUGUGUUGUAAAACAUCCAGCCUUGGAAAAGGACAUCCGAUAUUCUUUCAUAUUAGAUAUACAAUAUGCUCCCGAAGUUUCAGUAACUGGCUAUGAUGGAAAUUGGUUUGUAGGAAGAAAAGGUGUUAAUCUCAAGUGUAAUGCUGAUGCAAAUCCACCACCCUUCAAAUCUGUGUGGAGCAGGUUGGAUGGACAGUGGCCUGAUGGCUUAUUGGCUUCAGACAAUACUCUUCAUUUUGUCCAUCCACUGACUUUCAACUAUUCUGGUGUUUAUGUCUGUAAAGUCACUAAUUCCCUCGGUCAAAGAAGUGAUCAAAAGGUCAUCUACAUUUCAGAUCCUCCUACUACUACCACCCUUCAGCCUACAGUUCAGUGGCAUCUCUCAACUGCUGACAUCGAAGAUCUAACAAAAGACGUAAAAAAAUUGCCCUUCCCAUUGUCAACUUUGGCAACAAUUAAGGAUGAUGCAAUUGGCACGAUCAUUGCUAGUGUAGUGGGUGGGGCUCUCUUCGUAAUACUUGUAAGUGUUUUGGGUGGAAUAUUCUGCUAUAGGAGAAGACGGACGUUUCGUGGAGACUACUUUGCCAAGAACUACAUUCCACCCUCAGAUAUGCAAAAAGAAUCUCAAAUAGAUGUCCUUCAACAAGAUGAGCUUGAUUCUUACCCAGACAGUGUAAAAAAAGAAAACAAAAAUCCGGUGAAUAAUCUAAUACGGAAAGACUAUUUAGAAGAGCCUGAAAAAACGCAGUGGAACAAUGUAGAAAAUCUCAGAUUUGAAAGACCAAUGGAUUAUUAUGAAGAUCUAAAAAUGGGAAUGAAGUUCGUCAGUGAUGAACAUUAUGACGAAAAUGAAGAUGAUUUAGUUUCACAUGUAGAUGGUUCCGUAAUUUCCAGGAGGGAGUGGUAUGUUUAGCAACCACUAAAUUUGACUUAACUAUGUACAAUGUUUCAUUCAUACUAGUUGAUCAUUUUCAGAUUGUUCAUACUUUUUCUUGAGGAAGAAUAAGCUUUUACACCUUGAUUUUCAAGCUUUUUUAUAUUCUAAUUUGACAGAUGCAAAUGUAAAAUCUGGGUUCGAUGUAUGUGAGCUGCUUUAUAAUUUUUUUUUCAAUGCUGUACUACUGUCUCAAGAUUUAAUUUUUAAUGCAGAGUAAUUUACUGGUCUGAGGCACACAGGUAAGAAGAAAUGUCAACAUUAAAUGUAUGACGUUUUUGGUACACAAAUUUAAAAAAAGAAAGGAAACUUCCUUGGUAUUGUGUAUUAAAUGUUUACCUAAGACUAUAAUCUCAAUUAUAAUGUUUGUUAAACAUACCUCUCAAAAUUUAUCACCACUAAAUGAUACUACAUUUAAAUUGACUAAUUCAAGAAAUGUUUAUAUAUAUUUUUAGUAUACAAAAAAUAUUCAGUCUAAAGAAACACCUUUCUUUUCAAGCAUUAUUUUCUAAGUUUCUCUACAAAUGGAAUCUUUACCUCUGCAUUUUAAUGAGCCUUGCCAUAAUUACUGUAGAAUGGCUUUUCAAAGAUAUUUUGUUGCACUAAAACUGUGGUAGUAAACUCAGUGAACAUGAUGUGUGGAAGAGCAUAAUUAGCUGCUCAGUAUUUUUGGCCAGAAUACAUGCAAGAGUAAUAAAAACAUGCCUUUUAAACAUCAUAAUUACAAUAUUUUUCAUCUCUGGAGGACAUUUCUUAUGUAGUCAUGUGAACAUGAAAUUUGGUACAGUGUUAGUUUGUUUUGAUGCUUUAUGUCCUAAAUAUAAGAAUAAUAAUAAAAUAUGGUACACAGUUAAUAAUAGUACAGAGAGGGCAUUUCAGUAUAUGGAUAAACAUGGGCAAACUAACAUUGGAAUGCCAAUUUUAGGAAUAAGAUGUUUCAGCCAAGAAUCUAUACAAAGAAUUUUCUAGACCAUGUUGUUUUAGUCAUUUAUAUUGAUAUUGUUCAAACGGGUAAAUAUACAGAAAAACAUUUAGAUAAACUUGGGAACUUGAGAUUUAACAAUAAAAAUCUGAAUUAUAAAACCAAUCACUAACACUUGCUGAUGGAUAUUGUCAGACCAUCCUCCUUUCCCCCCCAAAUGUAUGUAUAUGUUUCAAGAUUUUUGUUUUUCCAAUUAAAACUGGAAACAUCAUGAGGUUUUUGUUUUGUUUUUGUUACCUAAUUCAUUAAGUAUAUUCUUUCCAGAAAUGUAUCUUUAAAAAAAUGUUAUAUAAAUCUUCAAAUGUGGAUUUUCUUUUGAGGUAAUUAAGUUGCUUCUGUGGAAUCCUAUAAAAUUGUAAUAAUGACAACUAUUUUGAAGCCCAAAGAAUAUGGUUUUUGUAUUUUUUUCCUGUUGAUUAUUCAUUUACAAAAGGACUGUAUAGAAUUGCCUUAGGUGUUUUGCCAGGGAAUUGAAGUGGAAGUUAGUAGGAGAAUCAUAAAUUAAAUAAAUUAUUUUGUUAAUAAAAAAACAAAGUAGGUACUUUUUUUUUAACCAUCCCAACUACCACCCUUUUGAUCCUUGUCAAAUCUAAAAGAAUGGUUUAUACGGCAAAGCUCUAACAUGGUCAUAGAAUUUUACAAGUAGUUAAGGUUUUAUUCCAAAUGAGUAUAACUCAGUUUCCUUUGUUUUAACUCUCAGUAUUUUCUGAAAAUUAGAAACCUAUUUUUCCAAACACUUAGUAUAAGGCUAUAAUGUCCAUUAAGGAUUCAAUCCAGUUCACUGAUAUCUUGUUAAAAAUACCUGAUUUUAAAUAUAACUGAUAUAUAAAUAUUAAGUCUCUUUGGUCCAACUCAUUGGAAGAAAAACUCUUGAAAAUACUUGGUGAAUGAAGUGACUUUUUUUUU